Messenger RNA from Cheilinus undulatus (humphead wrasse), 2370 nucleotides. RefSeq names its product signal-regulatory protein beta-2-like. Bases 47 to 871 code for a protein of 274 amino acids. Lineage: Eukaryota; Metazoa; Chordata; Actinopteri; Labriformes; Labridae. Gene Ontology annotation, biological process: response to bacterium. The transcript is spliced from 5 exons. The record is from RefSeq and is a predicted model, not a curated record.
UCCAUUCGGGUCAGAGACUUGUGCAAGACAAAGGUGCUAUACCACAAUGAUUAAAGGACUAACAGCUUUGAUUUUUCUCGGUACAAUAUGUCAAACCAUAAACGCACUUCAGCCAAUCUCUGUGAUUGCAGCUGAACCUGGUGAAAAUGUGACUGUGCCUUGUUCAUUUCAAGUAGAUGAAGCUGGACUGUUAAACUGGUACAAGCUAAAGUUUGGAUACAUGGUCCAAGCAAUCGCAACAGGAAGUUUUGACAAAAUUACACUUGAAGAACAAUUUAACAACCCAAGAUUUACAAUUACCAAUGUGGCUGCUCUCUACUAUCUCACAGUUAGAAAUGUGAGCAAAGAAGACGAAGCAACGUAUUUCUGCCAGGUGGGAACUCCAUACACCAUGAAAAUUAUGGAUGGAAUACAUUUGGCAGUGAAUGAUCAUAAAAAUCACCAGAGUUCAGUGUACAUCAAACAAAUCCCAGAGUCACAGUCCAUCAAGGCCGGCGACUCAGUGAGCCUCCAGUGUUCCCUUCUCUCCAAGCAUAAAGAAACCAGAGAGCAGUGUCCAGGUGAACAUAAUGUGUACUGGCUCAAAGCUGGAGCAGGAGAAUCCCAUCCAGCUGUUAUUUACUCUCAAAGUGACGAUAAGCAGAAGAGAAGUUGUGCCUAUAGUUUUUUAAAAACUAUAGAGAGCUCGUCUGAUGCUGGGACGUACUACUGUGCUGUGGUCACAUGUGGACAGAUCCUAUUUGGUGAAGGAACGACUCUGGACACAAAAAUUGGCACACAAGACUGGAAUCCUAUACUCAUUGUCCUUGGGACACUGCUGGCUCUCUGUGUAAUUGUGAUUGCUGUCCUUAUUUUCGCCACAGAGGGAUGAUGGCAUACAGCCAUAGAACUACUCUGCUGCUGGACUUCUCUACAGUGGAAAACCAGGACAAGUAAAACACAUUAAAAUUGCACAUUACAUAUAACAUUGUUAAUUGCAGAAAAAAGAUCUAAAUGUGUAUUUUAUAGCAUGAGUGUUGUGUUAUUAUAAACAAACAGGUUCUUUGUGCAUAUUUUUCCAAAGUCAGAAAUGUCUCUUGCUAACAAUGUAAUACUAACUGAUUGGUUGCUCAAAUUUCCAUCAUAGGGGAUAAGCUCUAAAUGAAGAAAGAGAAACUUCAGAAGCAAUUCACUCCCAAAACAUACAUGCAAAAAGGCAAAUAAUUCCAUGAUUGACUCUUGAGCAUAUCCACCAAUGCACACAAGGAUCUCCAAAUAAGCCUCAUGAAACAUCUUUCAGCUUUGUUGGCUGAAUUUGUUUUGUUCAGACAUGAAUAAAUAUUUCUGUUGAUGACUAAUUUUAUCAUCCUGAAUAAUUCCUCUGAGCUUUAAUAAAAUUAUUUGCCUGAAAUGUAGAAUAUAUGGGAUUACUGCACUGAAAAAGAUGACUACUCCUGUGGUAUAUACAGCAUAUUUAUUAUGCUAUUAAAAAUAUCUCCAACAGUUUCCAUUGUCUGAAAAAUUCUUAAUUUUUUGUAUUUGUUAAGGGGCGUGUCCUGUGACAGACACAGAAUGUUUAUUGUAGCCAUAAAAACAUUUGGUAUUAUAUUGAAGACUAUGCUUCAGGAAACAUGAACAGCUACUGGAAGGUUCUGUUCUGUUGUUGUAUUUCAUUCAUGUGUUUUUUGCUGCAUGUAACAUAGGACUCCCUCACCUUCCCCGAAACCCAUAAACUUGCAACACAUUUCCAGGUCAAGAGAGACCAGACCUCAGCUCCAGCCACCUCCAUGUUCACUUCUCAUUUUGAAUUGAGGACUCUGUACAAUAUAAAAAUUGCUUUCCAUAAGGUGUAUCUACCAAAAAGUACACCAAUGUUUUAGUUUCAUGGAUGAAUUUCAUACAGGGAGAAAAGCUGUUAAAAGUGCCUUUCCUGGUUAAUCAAAAUGUUGAUGUACUGUUGAGUGAAUACAACAUAUGAAGUGUAGUUUUUUGCAAUGUCCUCUGUAAAAAUAAGAAGGAGGAGAAUGCAACUUGUCAUCUGUUAUUGUUUUGAUUGAGAACAUUUUACAUACAUGUUAAAAUCGUGAUUUAUGAUAACCCAUGAUGAUCAAUUAAAAAUGUCACUGUUUUGUGUAAGGCAGUGCAGCUUAACCUCUUGUUAGCAUGAGAAUUGUGCCAUUUCAUUGCCACAUUGACUUCUGUCUUAUCAAAAUAAUCAAAUAUUAAAAAUUCUGAUUAUACAAAGUGAGAUGUUUUGCUAAACCAUUGCUAAAUGCUAAACUAUGCUAUCCCAUUAUCUCUCAACAUUGCUGCUUUUUUCAACAACUAUUUUUCAGCAAAAUGCAGAUGAAAAAAGAAAAUUAAUGUGAUCAAACAAAAAAUUCAAAAAGG